Corythoichthys intestinalis (scribbled pipefish) is the source of this 10145-nucleotide messenger RNA. RefSeq names its product family with sequence similarity 169 member Ab (gene fam169ab). Bases 1293 to 4550 code for a protein of 1085 amino acids. The transcript has 11 exons. NCBI's taxonomy places the organism in Eukaryota, Metazoa, Chordata, Actinopteri, Syngnathiformes, Syngnathidae. The record is from RefSeq and is a predicted model, not a curated record.
UUGCACGGGACAGCGUGGGGGGGACAGGUUCAGUGUGAAAAUAGACGGAAUUCAAUACACACUGUACUGGGCUGACUGGACUGUAUUGUAUUGUAUUGUACUGUACUGUACCGUUCUUUUUGGACGUUACAAACAACAACAAUCAUUUCAAUUACUUUCCACACUGUAUGGAACAAAGUGUUCCAAACAGGCACGCAGUAGUUGCUAGUUUGGUUGGACUCAGUAGGCUGUUGACUGUCAAGUAAGCAUGACAGCCUUGUAUACAUAAGAUUUUUUACUUUGACUUUUGGAAGGAGGUGAAAGUAUAGAAUAAUUGUAAAGCUCCCUUGUUAUUUAAUAUCAAAGGAGUAUAUGGCUCUUAUAACGUUGCGGAAUUAUGGAGAAAGCACAACUACAAACUGUUUAACUGUUUUUAGAGUGAUAUAUUCCUACCCAAUAAUGUUGAUCUCAGUGAGAUUUCAGUGAUAACACCAGAUGAAAUCCAUAAAGCCAUUAUUGAUCUAGAAAACAAGGUUUGUGGUGUUGAUAGUAUUACAGCUGAGCAUUUAAAGCAACACUAGGUAACUUUUCAGUUUUGGUCGAUUUUAGCGACCCAAGUGGACAAAAGUCGUAGUUUUUUGCCUUAAGGAAGACUGCGUUUCCCACGAGGACCAGGGCGAAGUGUCGUAAAGUCAUGGUCUCCCGGUCGCCUGCAGAUGGAAUGAAUGACAUUUCUGUUUCCAGCGGCUUUGUGAAUAGUAAUGAGGUAAUGAAUCCAGGAGUGGCUAAACAAUAGCAUAUGACGAUGUUGAUAAUAAGAAACGUUUGAUUUUGUACUGUAUAUCCCCACCUUCCCUCCAACUUAAUCCCUCCCCCCCAAACCCCUUUUGGGCAUCGUCACACCAGUGAAUGAAAGCAGGGCCAAUGAUUGUUCUUGAGUGUCUUUUUAUCCUGGUAGCCUCCCCUUUUCCUUUUUUUUUUUGUCUCCUCGGCUCGGACAAAAUUUUUUGUCUUUUUUGUUGCUCUGCCAUCUUUGCCAUAAGUGUGCUCUGGAUACAACCAUACAGAAUAGAAUAGCAAUAUUUAUUUCCACUAGUGACAAUUAGUUCAGGUUUAAAAGGAAACAUGGAAAAGGAGACGUGCAUAUUUGCGUUAAAGGAACCAUUACUUAAGUAUCAAAGCCUAAACUCAACAAUGUUUUUGUGCUUUAUUGACUCAUUGAAAGCCUUUGAUCGGAUUAAUCAUAGCAAACUUUUUGUUAUGUUGACACAAAGGGGUGCCCAAAAAUAUCAACCGCAAUCUAGCCUUCUGGUAUGAAGUUCCCUGUUGAUUUCCUGGCUGAUGUCAGCCAGGCUCGGCUUGAAGCAUCAGCUAGAAACUACAUGCACAAUCUCCUUUACAGCAACACAGAUUCUGUUGAAGAAAUAACCCUUUCGGACUCCACCAAGGUCAGUGUAGCCAUUUCCGGGGUAGGCUAUGUUCCUCUGUAUGUUUCCAGUGACAAAGAUAGGACACUGGCCCUCUUUUCUCCUUCCAACCCACUCAAUGCCAUUGCUCUUUACCUUUUGGGCAAGUGGUGGACUGCAGACGAUAUUCUCAAAACCUCUGAUCAUGCUCGAGAUGGGACUUUGACGGUGGAGACAGUUGGCGAAAGAAUUGUGUUAUAUGUUCUGAAUCGGUUGAUCUAUAGAGUAAGGGAGAUCAAUUCAGAAGAUGAAUUUCCAUUCCUCUGCCAUGGGGAGGAGGAUUAUGCAAAGAUUUGCUGGCACAAUGGGGAGGCUGUUGGCUUCUACUCAGUUAAACACUCAGGAUAUCAACUUCCUGUGAUGGAAUCUAUAUUUGUGAGGAAAUGUCAUCGUCGUAAUGGCUUUGGCAUUCACAUGCUGAAGGACUUUGUGCUGAGUUUUGAAGAUGACUAUUUGGGAUUGAGAUAUCCACUCACCAAAGCCAUGUAUAAGAUGUGUGAGAAGUACCUACACCAGUUCCCAGCAGAUGCAGACUUAUUUUGGGAGGUCGAGGGAGAAGGACGACCAAACCAGAGGUUUAACAUUGCCAGUAAGGUUCAGACUAUGGCGUUGACAGAGACUCCAUAUGAGGUCACAAAAGAGGCAGAGAAGGAAGUGACAAUCGCCGCACAGAUAAAAGCAGCUGAGUCUAUUGUGUACACGAUUGAAAUUGCGGAUAAAGUGUUAGUGGGUGGAGCUACUGCAGAUACUGAGGAAACGCCUGUUGGAAGUCAGAGUAGAAGCAGCGCUCAAAAGCCCCAAAAGAAAGCUGACAAGAUUCAAAGGAAUGCAUUUAAAAAAGUUGACAGACGGCAGUAUAUUGAAGCACAGACCCCACAUGAACAUACUUUGGGUGAAUGGAAGAUAACAUCUUUUUCUGAUGAAGCCGUGACUAAGGGAAUAGUUAACAUGCUAGCAGAAGAGAAAGGGAAGAAUGACAUUGCCAUUGCAGAAGUGGCAGAGAUAAGUACUAUUUUAAUUCCACGAGAAGAUGAAGAUGUAACGGAACUCGCUGCAGAGGUGUGUCAAGACCGAGAGAAUCUGACACAGGCUUGCGAUAAUUCUCACAUUGGAAAUAAAAACAUGUCAGAAAUGGAAGGAACUGAGGAGGUGACCCAGGAAAAAGAAAAAGCUAUAGAAGAAAUGGAUUUAGCCAGUGAUCAAAACAUUGGGGUAAAAGCAGAUUUUCUUUCUGAGGUAUCUGAUGAUGAUGACCAAGAUGGGUCCACCCUUUUGCCUUUGAGUGGCCUAAGUAAUGAUCAAGUAAACCCUGUCAAGGCUGUUCAUGAAGAGGAAGGAAAAAGAACUGCUGACGAACUGAGUUCACUGGGGAGAGAUGGUGCUCCAAGGACUGGUGAAGAUGAAGCCAGACCUUUCCUUGAAGAUAACCUGCAAGACAGGAAGAAAGAUAAAAUCACAAAGGGAAUGGCAGAGGCUGUAAUUGUGGAAGCAGAACAUAAGGAGAGCGAUAGAGAUAACUUGACACACGAGCUUGAUACAUCCACUGUUAGUUUGGAAAACAGUAAGACAGACGAAUACCUAAUUGAUCCAGCAGAAACAGAAGCAUCACAGGAAGGAGUCACUGAUCUGCCCAAGCUCCGGGAAGCUAGAGUCAUACUAGUGGACGUGAAAACAGCACACCAUCCACUCAGUGAGAAAGAAGUGGAAAAAUCACCAGCUACGGAGGCUUCUGCUGAAUUAUUAAUUGAAGAAACUGGACCAGAAGUAAAAAAGGAAAAAGACGUGCCCAUUUGUAUUGAAGAGGAACCACUGCCCGAAAAGUCUGAAACAGCAUUGGAGAAAAACGGGCAAGAAGAACCUGACAGUCCAAUUUAUAUGAUUAGAGAAAUGGGCACUUACAAACUAAAAUAUAAUAGUUCUGAAAAACAAAAUGAGGAAAAUGUGAAUGAAGUGGAAGUCAUGCCAGUUGAUGAAGUAAGAGUUCUUAGGAGCGGCAGGAAGAAAGUUGGAACAAGCAAAACUGAAAAACCUCAGGAAGAAGACAAACUUCUUCCUGUAAAAGAUUUCAAUGAAGAUGAUUCCAUUAUGAUUGAGGAAGAGGCUGCAGUUUUAACAAAAGACACAGAGAAGGAUAAACACACUGCAACUUCACUGAUAUCUGUUUCCUUAAAGGACGACAAAGAAACGGUGACAACAAUGGAAACAAAUUCAGUGAGUAUGAUUGUGACUUCAAACUAUGAAUUACAAGCAGAGAAUCCUGUCCCCCCAAGAGUGCAGGAAACAGAACCAACUGCAGCACAAGAACAGAGUGAAGAAAUGGUUUCGGAGAUAUUGGAUCUGAAAACCAUUGCGGUAGUGGUAGUGGAUCAGGGAGUCCAAGAAAAGUUGUUGCCUAAAAUUGGAGGGCAACUUGAGGAAGUGACGGGCAAGGAAACCACAGCAGAGAAACAUGUUACUGAAUCAGACAUUGAGCGGGAAGAGUGUACAGAGGAAACUCUGUACGCUCACGAUGGCAAAGUUGAAGAAAACGACGAAUUCAUUCAGGAUGAACAGCAGAUGUGUGGUCUAGAUAGCAGCCCUGAGGAGAUAGAUGUAGAGCUACAAAUACAAAGUAUAGAUCUAAAAACAAAUGGCAAGAAAGAGAACACUGUCACUGAAGAUUGUCUAAUGGAACAAGAGGACCUUCAAGACACACAAAAAGAGGAACAUCAGGCAACUGAACAAGAAGUUGCAGCAAACAUUCCUGAAGAGGGGAGCACAUUGAAAGAUCCUACACAAGAAUCUAUGAAAACACAAGCUUCAACUGAACAGACCCAAUUAACAAAUGAACAGACCCAAUCUGUACUGGCCAGCGUUCCAUCAGGAGACAGUGUACAGGAGAUACAGGUGGAGAAAGUUACAAAAACAGUUGAUCAGAGUUUUGAAGUGAGACGCUCUGGGAGAAAGAGGGCAGAUCUUGGUAAUCCAGUCGAAGAAAGGCUUCUAAGAAAAAAAAGGAAAUGUUCGGCUCUUUCCACCAUUCAACAUAAACCCCAAAGAGCCUGGAGAUGGCAUCAUAGUCAGAAGGUGAAAAAGGACAAAAUACAGCUAUUCAAUAGGAAAUAGAGGUUGAGCAAAGGCAAGAGCUACUUAAAAAAGCUAAAGUUAAGGAUGAGGAUAAGGUGACUGAACAAAGGGAUAAGAAGAAACUGUGUUUUAGUGGAAAGAAAAUUCGGGCCAAAAUUAUAACACAGCAUGAAACACAGGAAAACGGAUACACAUUUAUUUUGGUGAUAGAAGAGACGGAUCAAAGGGAAACAAGAACAACAUAGAAACAAAAGUACUGAGAAAAACAAAAGUCUACUUCCCUCAACACUCAGCGUAGAGGCAAACGGGCACGCAAACACUCAAACUGAGAAGACAUUUUAGAAGGCAGAAUCGGGAUAUCAAGUGAAGACCAGGACUGGGAGUAGAAAAAAGGGAACCAAACAGAAGGAGAAAAAGAUAUUCAAAUCUCAGAGAUGGAACUCGUUAUUGAUCAAAAAUCACUCAUGAGCAAAAAAACUACUGAUAAAAAGAUCAGUAACAAGCAUAGUUCCCAUGGACAAUGAGGUCCAGCCUCAGAAUGAAACCAAAACACCAAAUCCAUUGACUAAUAGACCUGAAACAUGAAGUAACAGCUUCUUCUAACUUUUGCAGCUAACAAGCAGAAUGUGAAAACAUUUAAAAUCGUCAAAGAAGCAGAAUUAGAAAAACAAACAUCCUCAGAAAGUCAUAAAGAUACAGCAGCACCUGUGAAAAACAAAUGCUUCAAAGUGAACAAAAAACAAUUGUAGACAAAACUGAGAAAAUCCUGAAGCCAAAAACAGUAAGGAUGGAAUACGCUGAGAAUGAUGAGAUGGAGGAAGAUGAACUCAAGAUGUAUGAGGAAUCCAAAAGCUACACGGAAGAGGAAGCUUCUGUCAAUAAGAUCCAGGAGGAACGAAACAAAUGUACCAUGGAACCUGUGUAGAACUUAGGUGCUGACACACAGAAUUGAGGAUCUGACAAUGAAGAGGAAGGGGCAAUAGAUGAAGAGUCGAUUGCAUCAAACAACUUUGUACAACCAACCGUCAUUAGGAAAAUAGCUUUGAGAAGCAGCAGAGUUCCUACUAUAUUCCUACUACCACACUCUGAAACAAGUUGCCGCAGUACGACACCUGAUAGAUUUCAGAGGUCUCUAUCUGAUAAAGGCUGGGAAAAAUCUGAAAAAGGGUCCUUUGUUAGCACAGAAAAGUCACCUACGCCAAAGAACUGUUCAUGAAAUCACUCCAGCUUGCAAGUCUGCACCUAACAACACUGUAUAGACAAAUGUUAAGCCAAGACCCAAGAACUGUUAAUAUUUUUUCAACCUCCAUACCAGGGACUCCAACUGGCCGACAGUGCUUCUAGGCUGGAGCAUUUUUGUUCAUUAGUGAAGAAAUAUUAUUUUCUUAGUGAAAGAUUUUUUGACUAGGCGUUUGCAAGGUCAGCUAUGUCUGGCCCGGGGUCCCCUGAGUGGCAACCCAGAUGGGCAGAUCUCCAAGCGGUCACAACUGUUGUGCUGUUGUUUUCAUGGUACGUGCAAUGAGAAACUCGAUUGAAUUAUGGUGUGGUCUAAAAAUGGAAAAGUGCACUCUGAGGCCGUGUCUACACAUAGCAGGAUUUUUUUUAAAACCGAGGAUCCAGCCCUCGUAUGCCCGGAAAAAAUAUGUCUACACCACCAAGUUUGUAGAAAAAAAACAUCCACAGCCAACAGCAUUAAUCUGUUUUAAAGUACAUUCAUAGCAAUGCGCGAAAAAUAAUUUUCCCUAAUCUUGUCCUCUGCAUGUGUUCCUCAAUAUGAAGCAAUGCCAGAGUUUGAAAAUAAAGAAAAAAACACCUGUCUAAUAAUUAGAUCUAAACCCACUGCGAAGUUUUUUUUUUCAUUUAUUUAUUAUACUUUCACAUAUACAACAUAAGUGGCAUGGUAUAUUGUUGUCGAAAUUUAAACAUAACAGACAAGUCUAAGGAAUAACCAUGAAUCAUACGUCUGAAAUUACAACAAUUUUAUAAUGAACUUCCUUUGCCUUUGGUCAUGAUUUCAACAUCUUUUUUUUUUUUUAAAGGCAUAAUUCAAUUUCUAUUUAAAGAAAAUGGAUACAUGUGAUCCACAAAAAUUUGUCAAAUUUUGACAUCAGGUUGUUUAAAAUCACUGAUAUUAUGCAAAGGUGUCCAUGUUGACUCCAAAUGUAAACAUUGGUCUCGUGACGUAGGAACAACGUUUGUAGCAGAUAGUGACGUUCCCACUGUUAAAUCUUCAGUUAUCAGUGUCCAUAUAACGGCGCUACAAACGCAGAAUUCGCACAUCUUCACUUUGGACGGAGUUUUUAGGAACUCUCGGGGUUUUUUUUUUUUUGUUAACUUUUUUUAUUGAAUUUUCCAAAACCAAACACCCUUACACCCAGUGUAUUGAAAUGACAAACACCAAACCAAAACAAAGCACACCAACCCAAAAGUAAAAAAAUGAAUACAUAGAAUGAAUACAUAGUAAUCCAUAAAUAAUACCACUGAUUUAUAGUAUCAUGGCCUGACCUUCAAUUUCCCCUUAAUCAUCUUGUUCACAUGUCAAAGUUCUUUAAUAUCAUUUUAAAUUGGUGUCCUAUUUUUCCUUUCUAAAGUCUUUCCAUUUCUUCCAUUUGUCUUCGAAUUGUCUUUCUUGUAUUCGUAGUCUUGUAAUUCUCUGCAUUUCACAUAUCUCCUCCACUGUACACAUCCACUGUUCCUAAGUUGGCUGGCCAGCUUUAUACCACAGUCUCGUGAUUACUUUUUUGCUUGCUGUCAGCAACACCUUAACAAGGUACUCAUUGAACUUUUGUAUCGUUUCUCGAGUUAGAGGAACCCUCGUUUUUAAUCCAAAAUGCGCGUGUGGAUAAUAUGCAAAACCAUAGAAAAAGUUCUUUUUGCAAAACACCCUGCUACGUGUACACAUGGCCUGAAACUGCAUCCUUCGAGAUGAGUGGACUGAAGCUUGUGCUUUCACUUUGCCAGCAGCGAGUUUUUCAAGGCUAGUGUGUCUUACAGUAUAUUCAGUCUAGUCUGAGUGUUAAAAGGGCCAAAAAUCAAGCAGCAAUACAAAACAAGGCACAAAACCUUCGACACAAUUUUACUCGUCAGGAUCAGCAAUGAGAAAAUGGGAACUAAGUGGACAAAAAGAACAGUUAUGAGCAUGCAACACGCUGCUCACGAGUGCUCCCUGGAAGUGCAGUUGAUUUUGGGCAAGCACAACAAGCCUUUUAUAUACUCUUGAGUAUACAGAGCCAUAGGCAGAAAAUGUUUUUUGAGCAUCUUAAAAAAGGUCCACCAGAUUCUCUUAUCUUUGUCCAAAAAUGUAUGCUUUUUGAGGUACUUUUUUUUUUUUUUUGCCUGUUGCACUUUUCAAGUCAAACACUUAUAUACACCACAAUGUUAAAAUGUAUGUGAAAGAGUGUGUUUUUUGUCAGUUAUCCAUUUUCUUUUAAUGAUCUUAUGAUUUUAAUUUUCUCGCCCUGGCCUGGGCUACUUGGCUCAUUGAGUUAGUUGACCUCCUGCCAAUUUAGUUGGGGAGCCGUAGUCUAUACAUUCAAGCCUGCUCUGCGCUUGAAGACUUAACCUUAAAGAAACGUAACACAAUUCAUUAACGACUUCAGCAAAACUCUGUAUACAGAGUUCAAACCUUCAAGAUAGAACAAUCCAAAACAUGUUUUCUUCUGACUUAUUGGAAAGGUGGGGGUAAGGCUUUUUCAUGCAUAUUUAAUUCUUAGCUCUUGCUCAAUCUGUUUUUUCACUGCCCAAAUUUCAUUACACAUGAAAGUAAAUUGUCCACGCAUGAAAGUAAAUUGUCCAUCACAAUAUACAGUUAGAGAUUCUGCAAAACCUAAGGACAGUUUACCAUGUGUUGUAUAUAUUGGUUAUUUAAUUAUAGUUUUAUGGACCCCAGCUAACUACCUGACCAAUCAACUUAAAAUGUUAGUUGCUUUUUUCUUUUAUCUCAGACAUUUAGGUUUUUAUUUACCCGACAUAUUGCGGCGACUUCCGCCUUCAUCAGAGUGUCACUGGUGUUGGUGUGACGUGUCUUUAUCAGCUGAUGGAUGAUAGCGUGACUCACCUGUGAGAUUUGACAGGUGAGUCACGCCCUCUGCUGACCAUUCCGUCCUCCGGGAUGCUGGUACAGGUAGCAGAGAGCAUGUACGCCCCCUCGUCCUUGUUGAUGGUCCUCGGGCCUCGCUUGUGGAUUUCAAUGGCCUCCCUGAUCCAGCGCCGAUGUUUGUUUUCUUCGGUGCGGAUGACUCUGGGCUUUGCCCAGUCCAUAAUGUGGUUUUCCCUUUUGCAGUGGUCGGUGAUGGCUGACUUGACCUGUGGUGUUCGUGUUGUGCCUGUUCUUUUAUUGCUGUUGUUUGUCUUGUUGCUGUCUCCUUCUCACACUCCUUCUUGUGUUUUUUUUUUUUUUUUCUUGGAAUAAAGCUCCUCCCUGUCUCCGCAAUGUAUAAUUUAUUGCAUGAUUAGCAUGGAAUUUCUUAUAAGGAGUUGCAUUUGUUUUCUGGGUGGACCAGCAUCCUGGAGGAGUGAAUGGUCAGCAGGGAACGUGACUCGCCUGUCAAAUCUGACAGAUGAGUCACGCUCUCAUCCAUCAGCUGAUAGACUCGUCACACCAAAACCAGUGACAUUCUAAUGAAGGUGGAAGUAGUCGCCGUAACAUGUCAGGUAAAUAAAAACCUAUAACGAUUGUCUGUGAUAAAAGAAAAAAUUUAAUAAGUGUAGACAAAAUGAACUCGAUACAACAACUUAAACUGUUAUCACAUUUGUUUCCACUUGUACUUGUGAACACACUAAACCAAAAUAGGCCCGUUUCAGUUCCAACAUGGUUUUGCUGUAAUGUUCAAACAAAGAUUUUAAAAAAUGUCAAAUGAGUCGUUUAGACCAUCUUAAACCAAAUGAACACCCACAAACAAUAUCAAAACUUUGAAAUGGGCAACAGAGGCUGAUCACUGACUUCUAUCACAUUCAGUAAAGUCUUUUCACAUUCAGUAAAGUCUUUGCACUCUGAUCUUUUAUUGAAUUUGUUCAGAGCCAAUGAAAUUAUUUUUUAGAUGGGGUUACAUUUAAAGAAAAUCAGAAAACUCGAAAUGGGUAGCAUUAGAAUUUGUGUAGAAUUUUAGGAGAUGAGUUUUUCAUUUUAUUGUAUUGUCCUCUUUUGUCUUAGACUAGACUAGAAUAGACUAAUUAGCUACACUUUUCCAAUACUUUAGAGGGGAGUGUACAUCUGGCAUGAACAUGUUUUACUUGUAAAAGACAUUAUAAACAUUAGACAUCCAAUUAUUCCAUUUAUAUUACUAACCUUGAUUAUAACAAUUGCAGAUGAUAAGUGUUUUGUUGGUUUUUGAUUUGAAAAAACAAACAAAAGGUAUUUAGUAUUUUACCUUGUCUAUUUUAAUUCCAUACAUAGUAAUAAUACCUCUGUGAGAAUUAUGAGUUCUAAAGCCAUAUAAGGAUUUACUACCCCCCGUUUAUUACGUGCACCGGUGCUCCUUCCACAAUUCUUGAAGAUUUGACUCAAUCUCACUAGCAAUGCAUAUCCAAUUUCUCUUCAACUGGACAUCAACAUAAGCUUAAUAGGCUAUGCCAAUAUCUGUAGCUGUGAAUGAAAAAUGUAAAUAAAAUUCAACUUUAUGCAAGUUACUCUAA